AUGGCCUACAUGUCUAUGUCCCUCCACGCCGUCAACCACCGGUUGACCAACGUGCCUGUGAAGCAACUACCGCAUCUCGCAUCAUGCCUCGCAUCCUCCAUUAGCAAUUGCGGGGAGCUGCUGUCAACUCCCCAGAGCCAAAAGUCGGGCAAGACGGACUCUGACAAUGCCGUUCAGAUUCAUAAGCUCAUUACUCGCUUGGGGAGUUUGCUGCAGGACCGCACGUACGAAGGUCGCUGGACCGCGGUGGUGCUUGUGAAGGCGCUGGUCGAGGCUGGCCAGUGGGAGAUUCUACGCUCGAGCGAACCGUUUGUUCGCGGAUUGAUCAGCAUUUUGGCUAAAUCGGACCCCGUUUCCACGAAGAAAAUGUGCAUUAUCACCUUAACUCGCAUCUUCCACCUGACCUACCAGUAUCCGACCCUCGUUCGCGAGAUCACCACUCCGUCUCUGCCAGGCUUCAUUACCUCUGCCUUGAAUCUGAUCUCCGUCAAGCCAUCUUCUGAACCCGUCCGGAGACUCAAGCCGAAUACUCCCUUCGUCGAAGUUGUACUCCAAGCCGUCAAUGAACUGAUCGCAAGGCACCCGACUAUCUUCCGGCCGUUCACCGCGCAGAUUCACAGUAUUCUUCAGGUCAUCAUCGGAUCCACGUCGCCCACUUUCCCGGAACAUGUAUUGGAAAUCGCUCAGCAGCUAUUCAUCUCCCUCCACAACUGCGCCCCGAAGAACACCGGCGGCGAUGAAUGGAAGAGCGCUUGUCGCAUGACCAUCACCUCUGUUCACGCGGCGUCGUCUUACGUGCUGAGGGCCAUUGUGGAACAAUGGGAGUCCGUUGACCCGUCGCUACGACAGAUGUCGCAACCGCAGAACUACAGCCAAGAAGUGGGCAACGGCCCUGACGCUUUGGGGCUUGAGGGCUGGCAGGGUCUGAAUUCCGGUGUCAACCGGCUGGUUGUGCUCUUGCGCAUGCUCUCUGGAUUCGUCGGCACCGCUACUGCUUCUACCGUGACUAUUCCGGUUGGAGCGAUCCUGGAUCUGACGUCUCGACUGAACAUGGUGGUGUAUCCCUCCGGUGGCAGCGACAUCCAAGCCAACCCCCAGAUUGGCCGCGCGGAGCGAGAGCAGCUGCUCACCGAACUCCCUCGCAUCCACAUCGCGUGCAUGAAGCUCCUUCUUCACCUGGUCAAGGCUCUCGAAACCAGCGCCAUCCCCGUGGCACAGAACAUCCUGGAGCAGGCGCUGUGGGUUUUCCGUGCGGAGCAAUUCAGCCGGGAUGUCCGCACCGCCGUGUAUGAUCUGGUCUGCGCCCUGCUCACCCGCAUCGGCCCCUCCAUGACCAAGCAGAGCGUGUCCUCCCUCGCCUCUAUGAUCCGCAAAUGCUGCCACGACCUCCUGCCUCCCACCGGCAACCAGGGCGCAGCCACUGAGAAGCCGGACCCCAAGUCGAAGAACAAGUCCAGCCAAGCCACCGUCAACGCCGACUCCUUCCUGAACCCCGGCCUGAAACAAGUCCGUCAGACCAGCUCCUCCUCGUCCUUCCCUGACCUCACACGCGCUGCUUCCGAGCUCCUCGCCGCCGCGCUGACGCACACACCGUCCGAGUUCAUGUCACCGGCCCUUCGCGCCGAGGUCGACCGCACCCUCAUCCUGACCUCGGACAAGAACGCUAUGCUCGCCAGCGUCCUCAACCCAUUCCCAGCUAUGCAAGGCCGUGGUGUCGGCACCAGCAUUCUCCCCUUCCUGGCGCGCAGCUAUCCCGCCGAAACGGAAGUGGAAUGCCUCAUCCGCCCGCGCAUGCCUGUGGUGAUGAGCGGCCCCACAACCAACGGCUACGUGCCCAUGGAAGACGACGAAGACGAAGAUGAAGACGCUGCAGCCACCGCCGUUCCCACAUCUACAGCAACCGGGUUCCUUAAGCCCACUCCCACCCCCACCCUCCAACACCAUGACAUGAUGGACGUGGAGAAAGAUAUUCCCUCGCCGCCAAGCAAACGCAGCUACGCCGAUGAAGUCGAGCAGCCGGCGGCAUCAUCUGCUGUCCCAUCAGCGACGACGACGACGAGUAGCCCCGGCUCGCAGAGCAAAAAGGCCCGGUUCGAACCAAAGGCUGCUGCUGCGGUGACCCAGCCGCCUCUGGACGCAGCAUCUCCGGCGACUUUCACCGGCACGGCUGCUAUCUCUGUCCCUACGUCGUCCAUCGCCGGGCCGGCUCCGGUGCAGACGCCAAAGCCCGCUCAGUCUUCUAUUGCUAAGCCAUCUGCCUCGGCCGCGGCGGGAGCAGCUGAGGAUGAGAGCGAUGAUGAAAUGCCCUCUCUGAAUGUCGACCCGGACACAGAUGAUGAGGACGAGGAUGAGGAGUAA
Messenger RNA from Aspergillus niger, 2358 nucleotides. RefSeq lists its product as uncharacterized. The transcript is spliced from 2 exons. Gene Ontology annotation, cellular component: nucleus. Gene Ontology annotation, biological process: rRNA processing. Bases 1 to 2358 code for a protein of 785 amino acids. Lineage: Eukaryota; Fungi; Ascomycota; Eurotiomycetes; Eurotiales; Aspergillaceae. The record is from RefSeq and is a predicted model, not a curated record.